Molecule: messenger RNA, 1666 nt
Organism: Linum trigynum
Lineage: Eukaryota; Viridiplantae; Streptophyta; Magnoliopsida; Malpighiales; Linaceae
Source: the annotation of a GenBank genome assembly
AAGACGGUUAAGGGGUUAUGUUGUCAUCUUGUUAGGUUAAUUUUGAUGAAUUGGAACUCUAUUAUGUAGGGAGGGGUGGUUAUAUGAUCCGGUCCGGUUAAAUUUGUCCGAAUUAAUCUGAUUUUAGAUUGAGUUUGUGGGGAUUUGAGUAGCCUGAGACCUCUGAAAGGGUGAGGAGUUAGGUUAAAUUUUAGGUGUUAGGCUCUCUUAUCUGUUCUUUAUCCGGUUUUCGGUCUGGUCCCGAACGGUUUUUUACAUCAAAUCUAAGCCCGAAAAUGAGAUUGUAUUGUUUGCUAUCCGAUCCCGGUCCAAUUUUUGUCUGAAUAAUACGAUCUGAUUUCGAGUAAAACCAAAAAAUUCGAACUAAAUAGCCACACUAGACAGUACAAAGGAAAAAAACCCUACGGCGAUGAUAAUUAAGUUAUUUCAAAUUUGACCGAAAUUCCUAAAAUUCAAAGUUUAGUGACCGAUUUGGUAGUUGUCACAAACUUCAGUAACUGAUUUCUCGGUCAAAUUCCAUUUAGGUACUCCUCCGACCUCCGUCUUUCUUCUGCCCUUAUUCUUUGCCGGCCUCUCUCUCUCUCUCUCUCAGUGCUUUAUCUCUUCUUCAACGCCGGCGCAUCUAAAAGCCAAGGCCAAAUACCUCGCAGUUGUUGGGGGUACAUCAAAAGCUGAAAGGUAAAGCUGCAAUCUCAAGCAACCUCUCUGGCUCUCUGCUCUUGCUCUGCCUUUGUUUUUAAACUAGUUUCAAAUACAUACCUUUUCACUGUCGCCGGCUACCGCUCCUACCAAAUUCAUCCUGCAAUUGGAUAUCAUCAGUUUAUAUUAUUUGCAGGGCUGCUUGUUAAUUAGGAAAAGAUGACAACGGUAGAAUCAGGUACGAGUCGCCCUCGUAAAACAUCGCACGGCGGUAUUCCUUCUGCCGCCGAUGCAACAGCUAAAGUUCAUCAGAGCGCAAUUGGGUCGUUCAAAAGAUGGGGUAGGAGACAUCCGUUUGUGAGAUAUGGGCUUCCCAUGAUUUCCCUCACAGUGUUCGGUGCUCUUGGCCUUGGUCAUCUCUUGCAGGGCAGCAAGGAUAUUGCUAAAGUAAAAGACGAUCAAGAAUGGGAGAUCAUCGAGACUAGGAAGGAACUAUCAAGAACGGGUCCUGUCAAUGCUUAUAACCCGAAAAAGAUUUCUUUGGAGCAGGAGCUACAGGCUCUCCAACAGAAAGUGAACAUAGAUGACUACGAUUACAAAAGAAUUCCAAAGCCUGAUGAAGGCAGAUCAAGCUAGCCUGAAGCUUUUCUAUCCUUUCUCAGCCUCAUAAAGCAUCGAGACUUCAGACAUUGCUCUGGAUCCAGGUCCUACGCACUUGCUGGUUGACUCUUAAAGGGAUCGACGCAUCAAAAUUUUGGCUCAAGUAUUGUUAAUAGCUGCUUCCGGUGAAAUGGUUCCUAGCUUUACGGAUCUGAAGUUAUCUUAGCAGGUUGGUUGAAUCGUAGGUUGAACUAAACUGAAACUUUGGCAGUUGUUCUGCAGUUUUCCUUGGAGCAAUAUUGGCAAAUAUUUAGUGUUUUAUUUGUUCGUGCUAUCUUGUCAUGUGUGCUGAACCUCUGCCUGGGCCAUAUGAGGCAGUAGGCACUGAGGCUCCAAAUCACAUACUGAACAAAGUUAAAAUGCCAGA